Molecule: messenger RNA, 1034 nt
Organism: Balaenoptera ricei (Rice's whale)
Lineage: Eukaryota; Metazoa; Chordata; Mammalia; Artiodactyla; Balaenopteridae
Product: large ribosomal subunit protein bL32m-like
Exons: 1
Coding region: 215-769 (184 amino acids)
Biological process (GO): translation
Cellular component (GO): mitochondrial large ribosomal subunit
Molecular function (GO): structural constituent of ribosome
Source: RefSeq, a predicted model, not a curated record
AACGUUUUAAAUUGGGGUGAUCAGAGAAGGACUCAUCGAGAAGGUGGCAUUUGUGCAAAGACCUGAAGGAGGGAGGUGCUAACCACAUAGAUAUUUGGGGGAACAGUGUUCCAGGUGGAGGGAACAGACAAUACAAAUGCCUUAAGGUGGGAGCAGAUCAGGCAAGUUCUAAAACAACCAUUGUGGUUUUCGGGCGAGCAACGCGGCACCUGCCAUGCCGGUGGUGAUGGUUCUGCCGUGGCCCGCAGCCCAGGGACUCCUCCGGAAAUGUUGGGAGCAGCUGCAGCGGAAACUUCGGCAGAGCCGGCCAGGCUUUCCCAGUCUUCAAUGGGGACCAGCAUUAGCGGUCCAAGGUCCAGCUAUACUUACAGAACCAGCAAAUGAUACCAAUGGAAGUAAGGAGAUUUCCAGCUUCUUGGAGAGCAUCUUUUGGAUGGCAGCUCCCCAAAACAGACGCAGCAUUGAAGUUAACAGGUGUAGGAGAAGAAACCCUCAUAAGCUUAUUAAAGUUAAGAACAAUAGAGACAUUUCUCCUGAAUGUGGUCACCUGAAACAGAAACACGUCCUCUGUGGCUAUUGCUAUGAGAAGGUGUGUAAAGAGACAGCGGAAAUCAGACGACAGAUAGAGAAGCAAGAGGGAGGCCCUUUCAAGGCUCCUACCGUGGAGACCAUGGUGCUGUACUUGGGGGAGACACCCUCCAAGCAAGAUCAGGGCAAGAGGAUCAUUGAGAGAGAACGGAAGCGGCCAUCCUGGUUCACCCAGAAUUGACACCAAACAUGUUUCAAGAGGAUAACUUCACAUAAGACGUUUCUCCUGAAAAAGAGGAAGAUUCUUUGUUUUUAUGUUGGUUGUGUGCUUGUUUUUAAAUCAUCAGCAUAGCCUAAAACAUUCUUUAUAAGCAGUUAGUUUUUUGUGGGUAAUUUGAAGAAUGCAUCAGGAGUAAAGUCUGAAAAUGUUUGUUUAUGCAGAGGCUCAGUGGAUUUAUGUGUCUGUUUCUAUUAUACUAUGAAGUUUUAGUAAACAGAAUUUUCAG